AAUCAUCAGGCAGCCAUGGCAGCAACCACAUCUUCAAACCUCCUUCACUUCUCCAGUUCUCACUCCGUCUCCCGCCUUACCCCUCUCAAAACCACCACCACCCUCUUUUCAUGCUCCAAGAAACGCCCAUUCACGUCGGCGCCCGCUGGUGGUGCCGCCACCGCAGGAGUACGAUGCAUGGCGGUGGUAUCCGAGGCCGGAUCCGUGAAGAAAACGAGUUCUUACCAGAUCAUGACAUUGACAAACUGGUUGUUGCAGCAAGAGCAAUCGGGAGCAAUAGAUGCCGAGCUUACAAUUGUGUUGUCCAGCAUUUCAAUGGCGUGUAAGCAGAUUGCGUCGUUGGUGCAACGAGCCAGCAUCUCCAACCUCACCGGAGUCCAGGGAGCCGUAAACAUUCAGGGAGAGGAUCAGAAGAAGCUCGAUGUCGUCUCUAAUGAGGUGUUUUCGAAUUGCUUGAGGUCGAGUGGAAGAACCGGUAUCAUCGCAUCGGAGGAGGAGGAUGUGCCGGUGGCGGUGGAAGAGAGUUACUCCGGCAACUACAUUGUCGUGUUUGAUCCUCUUGAUGGAUCAUCCAACAUCGAUGCUGCUGUUUCAACCGGUUCUAUUUUCGGAAUCUACAGCCCGAACGACGAGUGUCUCGCUCCCGAGAUCGGCGACGACUCCACGCUUGGCACCGAGGAACAGAGGUGCGUGGUUAGCGUAUGCCAGCCCGGAAACAACCUCCUAGCGGCCGGUUACUGCAUGUACUCGAGUUCCGUCAUCUUCGUGCUUUCCAUCGGUAAAGGCGUUUACGCGUUCACGUUAGACCCGAUGUACGGCGAAUUCGUACUCACUCAAGAAAAGAUCCAAAUUCCCAGAUCAGGGAAGAUUUACUCUUUCAAUGAAGGAAACUACCAACUAUGGGAUGAUAAGCUCAAGAAAUACAUGGAUGACCUCAAGGACCCUGGUCCAACCGGAAAGCCGUAUUCGGCUCGGUAUAUCGGUAGUUUGGUCGGUGACUUCCAUCGGACGCUUUUGUACGGAGGGAUUUACGGGUACCCUCGAGAUAAAAAGAGCAAGAACGGGAAGCUUAGGCUCUUGUACGAAUGUGCACCGAUGAGUUACUUGGUCGAACAAGCAGGAGGAAAAGGAUCCGAUGGGCAUCAUCGAGUACUUGAUAUCCAGCCAACCGAGAUUCAUCAACGAGUUCCUCUGUUCAUCGGAAGCGUAGAGGAAGUCGAAAAACUAGAGAAGUAUUUGGCUUGAACGUAAACGAAAUAUGUGUUUUUCUUUUUGAAUUUUGCGUAAAAGAAAAGAGAAAACGAACCAAAAGAUUGCUUAAAAGGUGCUUUUAUGGCCAUGGGGAACCUUUUUUUUUUAUUUCUCACUUAAAAUUUAAUCUUUAAACGUUUUAUGAUGCUACUUAGGACGACUAAAUAUAAAUAAAUGAACGUAGCAAAAUGUAUUUACGUUAAUUAUCGACGCUUUAUGACAAGCAUCAUUCGGUUCUCAUGAUCACC
This is a messenger RNA of Cynara cardunculus var. scolymus (artichoke), 1499 nucleotides long. RefSeq names its product fructose-1,6-bisphosphatase 1, chloroplastic. Gene Ontology annotation, biological process: gluconeogenesis; fructose metabolic process; fructose 1,6-bisphosphate metabolic process. Bases 16 to 1245 code for a protein of 409 amino acids. The record is from RefSeq and is a predicted model, not a curated record. The transcript has 4 exons. Gene Ontology annotation, cellular component: cytoplasm; cytosol. Gene Ontology annotation, molecular function: fructose 1,6-bisphosphate 1-phosphatase activity. NCBI's taxonomy places the organism in Eukaryota, Viridiplantae, Streptophyta, Magnoliopsida, Asterales, Asteraceae.